CUUAGGAGCAGGCUGCCAUGUUCAUAUUGAAAUUAUAAAGGUUAAGCAUGUAAAAUAAGAUUUUUUUUUGUUUUGAAAUUCUUAUUGAGAGAGAGAGAGAGGGUACGGGCUGCUCUAAUGCCAGUAAACCGUGUUUCCAGGACGUCAUAUGGCGAUUAUGAAAGCAACGCGCAUAGCUAUGUAAAGCCGCAGUUGGUGGGUGGACUGUGGUGUUAGAGCGGCAACUUCCAGGUAAAUCACCAGGUACACCGCCACCAGGUCACUCACCCCAGUCCCUCCUCCUCCGCCUCCUAAAUAAAUUAACACCAAGUCAAUUUUUGCAAGUUGGCGACCCACUAAUGGGCUUGGAAGCUAAACAGUCAAUCAAAUCAUACACGCGACAACUGGACGGUAUGAUUGACGGGGUUGACGGGAAUCGCUGUGGGGACCCACUCCAACCCCCUUCCCCUUUUCUGCAACAGAGAUUUCCAAUUUGGUUUUCCCUUCCCUUCCCUUCCAUUGGCGUUUCUUCAAGUAUGAGUCUGUAACAGCAAAGAGCCUCCAACCCAUAUCUUCAAUCUGGUAUAUAAGGUAGCAAAGUUGACAAAUGGAUCAUAAAGAUAAGGUUUGUGCAGACCCCUGGGCAAAGGAUUUAAGAAAUAAGGCUUGCUCGGAUCGGCUGCCUUUUGCCAAUUUCGGUUCGCACCAGCAUCAAAACAAGUGGGAAGAUCCCUCUAUUUUAGAUUAUGGCAUGAGGAUUGAACCGUCCUUCCAGAAACUCAGCCAGCCGUCCGAGGAUCAAACUUCACUUCCUUGCAACUCCAACAAUGAGAAAACAAUUGCAGAUGGAGAAGAUGUUCAGAUGAAUGAUAUACUCCAUGCCAGUAAAAUUCAAGAUUGGGAUCCAAGAACAAUGUUGACCAAUCUUUCGUUCCUGGAACAAAAGAUCCAUCAGCUCCAGGAUUUAGUGCAUUUGAUUGUUGGCCGGAGAGGCCAAGUUCAAGGACGACCGGAUGAGCUGGUGGCUCAACAACAGCAGCUCAUAACUGCUGAUCUUACUUCAAUCAUAGCUCAAUUGAUCUCUACGGCAGGUAGUCUUCUUCCAUCCGUUAAGCAUACGCUUUCCACUGCAACAUCUUCUGUGGGACAGUUUGGGCAGCUAGGUGGUUCAUUUGUUUCUUCUGGAGCAGGAACUGAAGCUCCGGUUAAGUUGCAAAUUAAUAGCGGAAGCAAGUUAUCUGAGCAGCCCAACCAAACUGACCUGAUCACUAACUAUGGGACUGAGCAAAGCUACAACAUUGAAGAACAUGAAUCAAAAGAUGAAGAGGAUGCUGAUGAUGGCGAGAACCUUCCGCCUGGUACUUAUGAAAUCUUACAGCUAGAGAAAGAAGAAAUCCUUGCACCACACACUCAUUUCUGUGCUAUAUGUGGAAAGGGAUUCAAGAGGGAUGCAAACUUAAGGAUGCACAUGAGAGGUCAUGGAGACGAGUACAAAACCCCAGCUGCACUUGCAAAGCCCAACAAAGAAUCUAGUUCUGAACCAACACUCAUCAAAAGGUAUUCAUGCCCUUAUGCUGGCUGCAAGAGGAACAAGGAUCACAAGAAGUUUCAGCCUUUGAAGACCAUUUUAUGUGUCAAAAAUCACUACAAGAGAACCCACUGUGACAAAAGUUACACUUGCAGCAGGUGCAACACCAAGAAGUUCUCCGUUAUUGCAGAUCUCAAAACUCAUGAGAAGCACUGUGGUAAGGACAAGUGGCUUUGUUCUUGUGGCACAACCUUCUCCAGGAAAGACAAGCUUUUUGGACAUAUUGCGCUGUUUCAAGGUCACACUCCUGCCAUUCCCAUGGACGAAACAAAAACAACUGUUGGGCCAUCUGAACAUGGGGAAGGUAGUGAAGCACCAAACAGAGUUGGUAGCAUCAACUUCAAUUUUGGCUCCAUUGUGCCAAGUGGCAGUGGUUUAGUUCAGAAUAUUAUGGAUGUGAAAGAAAGUGUCGACGAUCCUACUAGUUAUUUCUCGCCGUUGAAUUUUGAUACGUGUAAUUUUGAUGGGUUUCAUGAGUUCCCUCGACCCCCAUUUGAAGAUUCAGAGAGUUCAUUCUCUUUUCUUAUGCCAGGGUCCUGUAAUUACACUCAGAAAACUGGUGGUGAGUCAAAUUCCAAAAAAGUUGAGUGACACUGAUGACUGCUCGGACCAGGUGUAUCAUUUUCUGUAACAAUUAUAAGUUAGGUGAUCCCCAUGUAUUAUGUGAUUUCUUGAACUUGAAUAAAUGGUUUUAUUUAGUUCUCUGUACUA
Messenger RNA from Rosa chinensis, 2278 nucleotides. Its product is annotated as protein SENSITIVE TO PROTON RHIZOTOXICITY 1. Lineage: Eukaryota; Viridiplantae; Streptophyta; Magnoliopsida; Rosales; Rosaceae. The coding region runs from base 587 to 2158 and encodes 523 amino acids. The transcript is spliced from 2 exons. Gene Ontology annotation, biological process: response to aluminum ion; response to acidic pH. The record is from RefSeq and is a predicted model, not a curated record.